CCACUCUACCAGUCCCAUCACAACUACCCACUCCACCAGUCCCAUUACAACUACCCACUCCACCAGUCCCAUUACACCUACCAACUCCACCAGUCCCAUUACACCUACCCACUCCACCAGUCCCAUUACACCUACCAACUCCACCAGUCCUAUUACAACUACCCACUCUACCAGUCCCAUCACAACUACCCACUCCACCAGUCCCAUCACACCUACCAACUCCACCAGUCCUAUUACAACUACCCACUCCACCAGUCCCAUUACACCUACCAACUCCACCAGUCCUAUUACAACUACCCACUCUACCAGUCCCAUCACAACUACCCACUCCACCAGUCCCAUUACAACUACCCACUCCACCAGUCCCAUUACACCUACCAACUCCACCAGUCCCAUUACACCUACCCACUCUACCAGUCCCAUUACAACUACCCACUCUACCAGUCCCAUCACAACUACCCACUCUACCAGUCCCAUCACAACUACCCACUCCACCAGUCCCAUUACAACUACCCACUCCACCAGUCCCAUUACACCUACCAACUCCACCAGUCCCACUACACCUACCCACUCCACCAGUCCCAUUACACCUACCAACUCCACCAGUCCCAUUACACCUACCAACUCUACCAGUCCCAUUACAACUACCCACACCACUAGUCCCAUUACAACUACCCACUCCACCAGUCCUAUUACAACUACCCACUCUACCAGUCCCAUUACACCUACCCACUCCACCAGUCCUAUUACACCUACCCACUCUACCAGUCCCAUUACACCUACCAACUCCACCAGUCCUAUUACACCUACCAACUCCACCAGUCCCAUUACACCUACCAACUCUACCAGUCCCAUUACACCUACCCACUCCACCAGUCCCAUCACACCUACCCACUCCACCAGUCCCAUUUCACCUACCAACUUCCCUAUCCAAAUUUCCCCUACUCUCUAUGUCCACUUUACCCAUCACCAUGUUUCACUCCAUUAUCUCAACUAA
Messenger RNA from Pelobates cultripes (western spadefoot toad), 997 nucleotides. The record is from the annotation of a GenBank genome assembly. NCBI's taxonomy places the organism in Eukaryota, Metazoa, Chordata, Amphibia, Anura, Pelobatidae.